UCAAUCUAUAACACAAACCAAACAAUAAUUUGUGUUUUCUCUUUUUCUUUUUAAAUGAAUGAUCAAAAAGUAACUUCAAAUGAGUCUUCUCCAACCACAGAAGAGAGUGAAUCCUGCUUUGCCCAACCUAAACCACAUAAAAUGGGAAAAGAAUCCACUUUUUAUGAAAAUGCUCAAAGGGAAAGCCUUCCUCCAUUGGAGAAGCUCCAGAUCUCAGCAAGGUCUACAGCUAAUGGCGUUAAAUCCCCCUCUGAACACCCCCUGGCCUCCACAGGAAAUGAUGUAGCUGAUCGACCAGGGUCCACAGGAAAGGAAUUAGAUCAGCCAGGAUCCACAGAGAAGUCUCAGCUUCUAGAGGGACCUCAGGACUCUGGGCCACCUCAACUGGGUGGCAAAGAUGAUACCCCAGCAACAGAAGAAAAGAAGAAAGAUGUGGAAGCAGCGACAGCAACUCAGCCUUUGAAAGGAAAGACUGAGACUAAACUUUUAGGAACAGAAGACGAGGGUCAGCCUUUGAGGAAGGUAGGGGAGAAGGCUCCUCCUGGAACAGUGGAAGGUACUGAGAAUCCACAAACUGCUGAAGAGAUGAAACCUCUAGGAACAUCUGAGAAAAUUCAUCCUCUGGAAACUGUUGGAGAGCUACAAGCUCAAGAAAUAGCAGAGAAGGAUGACCAGCCCCAGAUUCCAGAAAUAGUUCCCAGAGAGAAUGAAUCUUCAGAAAUAUUGGAGGGAAGUCAGCUUGGGGAAAUAGCUGAAGAGCAGCAACUUCAAGAAAAAGGGGAAAAAGAUGAACAGUCUCACCUUCUACCAACAAUUCCCAAAAAGAAUGAAACAUCAGAAAUAUCGGAUAGAAGUCCUCUUGUGGAAACAGCUGUAAAAAAUGAUACCCUCCAUAAAGCUCCUGAAGUUCUUGGAAGCAUGGAACAGAUCCAACCAGAGGGAAUAGCUGGAAGCUUGGAGCAUCCAGCAGGAAUUGUAGAGCCAGAGGCGACUGUGGAAAUGGUCAGUGAAGUUGACACUAAUGAAGAGGACCAACACAUUGAAGGUGAAACCGGAGAAAAGGUUGAAACCGAGAUGGAGAAUGACAAAAUAAGUGAAGGAGCUGAAACAAAAGUAGAAGAAACAGGAGAAGCUGUGGACCCUUCAGCAGCCACAUAGAUGGUGAUAGAAGGGUGAACAGGCACAGCAUUUUAUAACAGAGAAGACAAUGGCAGUGAAGCUUGUGGUUAUAGGUCUUACCUUUCAGCGUCUACAUAUUUUGUGCAAGGGGUGUUGUUAUAGAUAAACUAUUGGAACCAUGAGGAUAAUGUUAUUAUGUUCUUGGUAUACUUUGUUCCAUAAGACUUCUAAGCC
Loxodonta africana (African savanna elephant) is the source of this 1353-nucleotide messenger RNA. It is a transcript of the gene ERICH5, whose product is annotated as glutamate rich 5. The coding region runs from base 55 to 1158 and encodes 367 amino acids. The record is from RefSeq and is a predicted model, not a curated record. The transcript is spliced from 2 exons. NCBI's taxonomy places the organism in Eukaryota, Metazoa, Chordata, Mammalia, Proboscidea, Elephantidae.